AUGGUUCAGCCUAUCGUCACAGAAAACGCCCUCAUCAGAGGUAGCCGUAUCGCCUAUGGCGUCUACGGCACCGGCACUCCAGUCGUCCUCCUUCACGGAACUCCCUCUUCAUCUCUCAUCUGGCGCAACAUCGUCCCCAGGCUCGUCGAGGAAGGCUUCAAGGUGCACGUCUUCGAUCUCCUUGGCUUUGGCCUUUCUGAGCGCCCUUGGGACUCUGCCGUCGACACGUCCAUGACAGGCCAGGUACCAAUCCUGGAAGGACUUCUGUCGUUGUGGGGCUUGGACAAGACUCAUAUCAUCGCCCAUGACAUUGGAGGCGGUAUUGCUCAGCGGUUCGCCAUCUUCUCACCAGAGAGGGUGCUGUCGCUGACGCUCAUCGACGUGGUAUGCUUCGACAGCUACCCCUCGAAGCGGACCAAGCAGCAGAUGCAGAAGGGCCUCGAGUCUCUCAUCAAAGUGAGCGACAACGAUCAUCGCGCCCAUUUUAGAGAGUGGCUGCUUCACGCUGUCAAGAACCCUGCCAAGUUCGAACAAUCGAGUUUGGACUCCUACUUGGAAUACAUCUCCGGCCCCAUCGGCCAACCGAGCUUGUUUGAGCAUCAGGUUCGGCAUUAUGAUCCUAAGCACACGAUGGAAGUGGCCCCUCGCCUUGGUGAGCUGGAGAAGAUACCUGUGCAGUUGAUUUGGGGCGCGGAUGAUGCCUGGCAGGUUGUUGACUGGGCUCAUAAACUUCAUGAAGCUAUUCCGGGGUCCGAGCUCAACAUUGUGGAGGAUGCAGGGCACUUUUCGCUUGAAGACCAACCCGAAAAGAUUUCUGAGCUUCUUGUAUCGUUUCUUAACAAGCACUGA
This is a messenger RNA of Fusarium falciforme, 849 nucleotides long. RefSeq names its product AB hydrolase-1 domain-containing protein. The coding region runs from base 1 to 849 and encodes 282 amino acids. Gene Ontology annotation, molecular function: catalytic activity. The record is from RefSeq and is a predicted model, not a curated record. NCBI's taxonomy places the organism in Eukaryota, Fungi, Ascomycota, Sordariomycetes, Hypocreales, Nectriaceae. The transcript has a single exon.